AGACGCUCAUGCGUAAGCAACAGCUGUCCUGCUGCGGGGACUGACUGUGAGAGGGGGGGAAACGUUCUCAGCGAAGGCUUGAAAGAAGACCAACGACCCGGCUAACUUCUGGGUUCUUUGGAAAUCACUUUUUUGACUGGACAAGGGCAUUACUGAGAGACCCCAGUGCGGUGGUAUCUCUCGCCGAACAGAAUGCGAAGAUGGCAGGCCUGCUCCUCCCGACCGAUGGCACCGAUGUGUUUCACCGUUUCACGCCGGAGUCGCUGGCGGCGAUCGAGCGUCGCAUGGAGGAGGAGGCUGCCGAGCAAGAGCGCUUGAAGGAGCUGAAUCCCAAAGCCCCAGAGAAGGACGAGGAGGAUGACGAGAACCUCCCCAAACCCUCCAGCGACCUGGAGGCUGGGAAGGCCCUGCCCUUCAUCUAUGGAGACCUGCCGCCAGAGCUGUUCAACAUACCACUGGAGGAGCUGGACCCCUACUACCAGGCCCAGAAGACAUUUAUCGUCAUCAACAAAGGGAAUACCAUCUUCAGGUUCAAUGCUGAACCAGCCUGCUACUGCCUGAGCCCCUUCAGUAUUGUAAGACAGAUAGCUAUUAAAGUUCUCAUACAUUCAUUGUUCAGCAUGUUCAUCAUGAUAACUAUUCUAGCAAACUGCGUGUUCAUGACGAUGAGCGAUCCUCCAGCAUGGAGUAAAACUGUGGAGUAUGUUUUUACUGGUAUCUAUACUUUUGAAGCAACAAUCAAAGUACUAUCUAGAGGAUUCUGUGUAGGAGAUUUCACAUUCCUUCGUGACCCUUGGAACUGGCUUGAUUUCAUGGUCAUCAGCAUGGCGUACAUCACUGAGUUUGUCGAUCUGGGCAAUGUAUCUGCGCUUAGGACAUUCCGAGUUCUUCGUGCCCUAAAAACUAUCACUGUAAUUCCUGGUCUGAAAACAAUCGUUGGCGCACUGAUUCAAUCAGUGAAGAAGCUACGGGAUGUAAUGAUUCUCACCGUGUUCUGUCUGGCUGUAUUUGCCCUGGUGGGCCUUCAGCUAUUCAUGGGCAACCUGCGGCAGAAGUGUGUCAUUUGGCCACCACAGUCCAACCAAACGUUACAGGACUUGCUUAGCUUCACCCCAGACUACAGCACCUUGGUCUCCACCGUACACUACAACAACACCGCAAACAGUACCUUUGACUAUCAGGCAUACAUUGACAACCCAGACAACCAUUACUACCUGGAGGGUCAGUUAGACCCACUGCUCUGUGGAAACAGCUCAGAUGCUGGUGUUUGCCCUGACGGAUAUAUCUGCCUUAAGGCAGGAAACAACCCCAACUACGGCUACACACACUACGACUCGUUUGGCUGGGCCUUUCUGGCUCUCUUCCGUCUGAUGACGCAAGACUACUGGGAGAAUCUUUUUCAGCUGACUCUCCGAGCAGCUGGAAAGACCUACAUGAUCUUCUUCGUGGUAAUGAUCUUCCUUGGCUCUUUCUACCUCAUCAACCUCAUUCUGGCUGUGGUUGCCAUGGCGUACGCCGAGCAGAAUGAGGCCACUAUGGCUGAAGCUAAAGAAAAGGAGGAAGAGUACGCCAAGAUCCUGGAGCAACUGAAGAAGCAAACUGCUGAGAGGCAAGGCAGACUAGCCAGCAGCAAGCUGUCCCUGUCGAGUCAGAACAGUAAGGGUGGAGGAACAGAGGAUGAUCAUAUUGAUGAUGACCGAAGCCUUGGCAAAGAUGGAGAGGUCAAGAGGGCCCUCAAGGAUGAGGAGUCUGCAGGGAACAUAGUGAAGUCCAAUGGCAGCAUGGACUACCUGCAGGUCCCUGGGGAGCAAGAGAGGAAAGGCAGUGCUGUCAGUGCCACCAGCGCCCUCAGUGCUACCAGUGCCGUGUCAGCAGCAAGCAACACCAUGGACGAACUUGAAGAGCUUCAGAGGCCAUGCCCCCCUUUCUGGUACAAGUUUGCGGACAUCUUUCUGAAGUGGAACUGCUGUCCUCCAUGGAUCAUCUUUAAGAAGUGGGUGUAUUUUGUGGUGAUGGACCCAUUUGUGGACCUAGGCAUCACCAUCUGCAUUGUGCUCAACACUCUUUUCAUGGCCAUGGAACACUAUCCAAUGACAGAAGAGUUUGAGAAUAUGCUUACAGUGGGGAAUCUGGUCUUCACAGGGAUCUUCGCAGCUGAGAUGGUUUUCAAGCUCAUCGGCAUGGACCCGUAUUAUUAUUUCCAGGUGGGCUGGAACAUCUUCGACAGCAUCAUCGUGACCAUGAGCCUGGUGGAGCUGGGUCUGGCUGAUGUCCAGGGCCUAUCUGUGCUGCGCUCCUUCCGUUUGAUGCGCGUCUUCAAACUGGCCAAGUCCUGGCCCACCCUCAACAUGCUGCUCCGCAUCAUUGGCAACUCUGUUGGCGCCCUGGGCAACCUGACUCUUGUCCUUGGCAUCAUCGUCUUCAUUUUUGCCGUGGUGGGCAUGCAGCUAUUCGGCAAGAACUACAGUGAUUGCGUGUGCAAGAUUGCAGAGGACUGUGUGUUGCCCCGCUGGCACAUGCAGGACUUUUUCCACUCCUUCCUCAUCAUUUUUCGCAUCCUGUGCGGGGAGUGGAUUGAGACCAUGUGGGACUGCAUGGAGGUGGCUGGUCAAGGCAUGUGCCUCGUUGUCUUCAUGAUGGUCAUGGUCAUCGGUAACCUAGUGGUCCUGAACCUCUUCCUGGCCUUGCUGUUGAGCUCCUUCAGUGGAGACAACCUGGCCCCACCGGACGAUGAUGGAGAAAACAACCUCCAGAUCGCCAUUGGGAGAAUCACCUGGGGCAUUGACUGGGCCAAAGCCUUCAUCACAGGACAUGUUAGGAGGCUUCUUGGGAUAAAACCCAAAAAGGGUGAGGGGGAAGAAGAGGAUGAGGAUCAGGAGGAUCACGUCAAGUGCAACAAUUUGGUCCUGAGAAACCUGGACUCAGGUGAGCCUGAGCUGAAGAAAGUGGAUGGGGUGUGGGGCUGGGCGGAAGACACCGGCAAUAACGGGUCGUUUACUAACGCUCUGACCCUCAACGUGCCCAUGGCCAAGGGAGAGUCGGACUUUGACACUCAUGAUGAGGACAGCACUUCAGAGUAUGAGAACGAGGCAGAAGAUGAUGAGAAGACUAAGAAGGAGGAUAAUGCUGACGACACUUCCCAGUGCAGUACAGUGGACAAGGGUCCUCCGAUAGUGGAGGUGGAGGAAGAGGAAGAGGAAGACAUCUUGCCUGACGAGUGCUACACUGAGAACUGUAUCCGCCGUUGUCCUUGCCUGACCCUGGACAUCACCGAAGGUAAAGGGAAAAUAUGGUGGACCCUCCGGCGCACUUGCUUUACAAUAGUGGAGCACAGCUACUUUGAGACCUUCAUCAUUUUUAUGAUCCUGCUUAGCAGUGGUGCUCUGGCCUUCGAGGACAUCUACAUUGAGCAAAGAAGAAUGAUUAAGAUCAUUCUGGAAUAUGCUGAUCAGGUGUUCACAUACGUCUUCAUCGUAGAGAUGCUCCUCAAAUGGGUAGCUUAUGGCUUCAAAGUCUACUUUACCAAUGCCUGGUGUUGGCUGGACUUCCUUAUUGUUGAUGUUUCCAUUAUCAGCUUGACAGCCAACAUCCUGGGCUACUCAGAGCUGGGGCCAAUCAAGUCCUUACGAACCCUCAGGGCCCUAAGGCCCCUCAGAGCCCUGUCUAGAUUUGAAGGGAUGAGGGUGGUGGUGAAUGCGCUAGUGGGAGCCAUCCCCUCCAUCUUCAAUGUGCUGCUGGUCUGCCUGAUCUUCUGGCUAAUCUUCAGUAUCAUGGGUGUCAACCUCUUUGCCGGAAAGUUCUACCGUUGUGUGAACACCACCUCAGGGGAGAUGUUUCUCACAGAUGUGGUUAACAAUAAAUCAGAUUGUUCUUCCCUUGAGGAGUCUGGUCUUGAUGCUCGAUGGACCAACCUCAAGGUUACCUACGACAAUGUGGGCAUGGGCUAUCUUUCUCUGCUUCAAGUGUCAACAUUUAAGGGAUGGAUGGACAUCAUGUAUGGUGCAGUUGAUUCACGUGGGAUUGAAGAUCAACCUGAGUAUGAAGCAAACCUCUACAUGUACAUCUAUUUCGUCAUAUUCAUCAUAUUUGGCUCCUUCUUUACCCUCAAUCUCUUCAUUGGUGUCAUCAUUGACAAUUUCAACCAACAGAAGGCAAAGUUUGGAGGCAAGGACAUCUUCAUGACAGAAGAACAGAAAAAGUACUACAAUGCUAUGAAGAAACUGGGUUCUAAGAAGCCACAGAAGCCUAUACCAAGACCAGAGAACAGAUUUUCAGCACUGGUCUUUGACUUGGUCACCCAACAAUUCUUUGACAUCCUUAUCAUGAUAUUGAUCAUGCUCAACAUGAUAACCAUGAUGGUGGAAACGGAUGGCCAGAGUAAAGAGAAGGAGGACAUACUUUUCCUCAUCAACUUGGUCUUCAUUGUGGUCUUCACCACAGAAUGCAGUCUGAAAAUGAUUGCCCUCCGACAGUACUUCUUCACAAUUGGCUGGAACAUUUUUGACUUUGUUGUUGUUAUUCUGUCUGUAGUGGGUCUUGUGCUGGCAGACAUCAUUGAGAAAUAUUUUGUCUCUCCAACUCUUUUCCGUGUGAUCCGACUGGCAAGGAUUGGUCGAGUUCUGCGCCUCAUUCGUGGUGCCAAGGGAAUUCGAACACUUCUGUUUGCCCUGAUGAUGUCACUUCCUGCACUUUUCAAUAUUGGCCUUCUCCUUUUCCUUAUCAUGUUCAUUUUCUCCAUUUUUGGCAUGUCCAACUUCGCCUAUGUCAAGCGUGAAGGCAUGAUUGAUGACAUGUUUAACUUUGAGACUUUUGGCAACAGCAUCAUCUGCCUUUUCAUGAUCACAACUUCAGCAGGUUGGGACGGACUCCUUUCACCCAUUUUGAACAGUGGUCCACCGGAUUGUGACCCUGACUUGGAAAACCCAGGAUCAGAUGUGAGGGGUAACUGCGGCAGCCCUGGGGUAGGAAUCGUCUUCUUCUGCACCUACAUUGUUAUGUCCUUUCUGGUAGUGGUCAACAUGUACAUUGCCAUCAUCCUGGAGAACUUCAACGUGGCCACUGAGGAAAGCGCUGACCCAUUGUGCGAGGACGACUUUGAGAUGUUUUACGAGAUGUGGGAGAAGUUUGAUCCAGAUGCUUCACAGUUCAUCAGCUACAGCCAGCUCUCUGAGUUUUGCGACACCCUAAAAGAACCCCUCAGGAUCCCAAAACCAAACACAAUCAAGCUGAUCACAAUGGACCUGCCCAUGGUGCCAGGUGAUAAGAUCCACUGUCUGGACAUACUUCUGGCCCUGACAGCUGAUGUACUUGGUGACUCAGGAGAGUUGGACACUCUCAAGGCGAGCAUGGAGGAGAAGUUCAUGGCCAACAACCCUUCCAAGACGUCCUACGAGCCCAUCACCACCACACUAAGGCGCAAGCAAGAGGACGUGGCUGCCCGAGUCAUCCAGAAAGCCUGGCGCAAGUACAUCCUCUGCCGUUCCCUCAAGCACGCCUCGUUCCUGUUCCGUGAAAAGUCUGACCAGACUGGGGAUGGCGAGGAGCCACCUGAGAAGGAUGGAAUGAUUGCUUUCAGAAUGAGCCAGUUCUAUGGUGAUGGGAUGGAGCAGGAUGUCGCCAUGUGGAACCCCGUAGCAGCUUCUGACAAAGUACCCCUCACUCCCUCUGGUCCUGUGGAGGUCCAGAAUGAAGUGGUCUUGCACUCUGCCCCAUACACUAUCCCUGACACUGCUGAAUUUGUUGGCAGCCUGAGGGAGAGUAUUGUUUAGAUAUAGUUCCCUGAGGGUUUGUAGUAUCACCACCAUGUUUGGGUGUCUAGAAAGACACUUAGUCCUUGAUUCUCCUCUUGGCUACAUUGGCUAUGUGUAAAGUCAAAUGUUUCAGAGUGACCUUCAAGACCUGCCGAUUGUGAUGGUAUAUAUUGUUACGUUUUAGCAUGGCUAAAAUGCAAUGAAAGUGUUUUCUCCCAAAAGUGGGGCCCACUCUCUCCAUAUCAGACUGAUCCUUAGACAGAUGAUAUAAUGAAUGACAGUUUACUCAAGUCAUUACAUUAGAAAAUUGAUACUAAUUACAGUAAAACAAUCCAUGCAAGUAAUUGAUACCCUGGUAUGACUAUUAAAUUGGACUAGAUAUUUAUUUUAUUUCAAAAUAUUAUGUUAUAUUCAUUGUUGUUGGCUUUUCCCUGCAGAAAACUGGUUGGCAACAUUGAUCUGGUAUGUUAUAAAUUAGAGGUAGGCUACAAGUUUCCAACUCAAAAUGGAAAUGGAAAUUACAGCCAGUCAACCAUUAAGGAAAGUCUAAUCUUUUCUUUGGCGACACUCCAGGAAACAGCCAGAAUGUACAGCAGUAAAACAUGAUAUCAGAGAUGGGUCAGCUGAAACUACUGGAGCUACUGAAGUCAUUUUUUUAAAGCCAAAAUAUUGUAAAACUCCCCUGGUUUCAGUAGGUGACCACAUGUUUUUGUACAGCACAGAGUUAUUACAUGGCACUGUGUGCAUUAGGACAAAUCUAGUUAUGUACUUCUAAAAUCUAAAUGAGCAGAGAGAAUGUCAGAGAAAUGCACUGCAGAUAUUACAUGUGAUCCUAAUAAGGAAUAGUCACGUCUUCACCAAAGCUUGUCAAAACCAUGAUGAUAAUAUUUAUUUAAUUACAUUUGUAUUUAUUUUAUUUAAUUCUAAUGCCAUGAUUCAAAAGUAACCACACACUUUCAGCAAGUCUGUUAUUUUUGUAUUAUGUAAAAUAAUUGUCUGUUAUCAUCACCCCAAGUCAUAUCCUAUUGAUCAUUUAAUACUGAGGCCUUUUAACUGUAUGGCACAUGCUGGUCCUGUGUGAUGGAAUAGGGGGAGAAAGCUGGACCCUACAAAGAUGUGCUACCAAGAGCCCUUUGGGUGCUUCGCUUAUCAUUGAAGAGUAUAAAGAUAACUCUUACAGUAUAAACAGAGAAUAGUUGUGCAGGGCUAUGGGAUUCUGAAAUGUUACUUGUCUUCUUGGUGAGCUAUGGUCAGAAGAGCUUUUUUUUAAAAAAUUGCCAGCAUGUUCAGCUCUGCUCUGAUGUAUGAGCUAUCAUUUUUCAGUGUUUUUCGAUGACAUGUCUGCCACAGAGAUCAUCUUUUGCAUGCAAGAUUUAAACACUGGCAAUUUCUUGUUAAAUGAACAACGAAUUAAUAUAUUUUUAGGUAAAUAUAUUUUUUAUAAAUACAAUUUUUUAUCAUUCUCCUUGUAAAAAUGCUUUGUUGUAGAUAUUUGCUUGUCAUAGAUUUUCUUUCUUUCUUUAACAUCAUGUUUACAUACUGUAUUCAUUGUAAUCAAGUGAGCUUCCAGAAGUAGUCAUGUUUGUCUCAGUUUAAUGAGUUUAAAAUUCUUAAACCUGGCCAUAAUAGAAUGUCAGUGUAGAAUUGUUUUGGUUGACUGUGGAAAACAUUGCCAAAACUUUGCAACCAGUGGCUAUAGGAGGAAAAUAUAUGCUCAACGACUACAUGAAAGAACACAUAUUCAACAGCAGAAAGUUCUCAAACUUCUCAAACCUAUAUUUAUUUAUUUUUUAAGUAGCAUUAAAUAUACGUUACCAUACAUAUUUAAAGACAUUUUACCCUACUUCACAAAAAUAACAACUUUUGAUUUAUGGCACUUCCACAAACAACCAGUCUUACCUAAACAUGUCUUCCUUUUAAAUUAUCAUUGCCAGAGAACGGGCAGUUUAACAAUAUAAUUGUUGUGUCUCAUUUUUAUAGAAUUAGGAAAGCAUUUGUGAAUUGAUAUGUAGUUUAUAUUUUCAACUAUUCUUUCAAAUUUAGGUGAGCGAUUUAUCUAGUAAUGCUAAACCUGUCAGACAGGUUUUGCUUUUUAAGAGUUAAGAGAGGUAUUUGGAAUGCUUUUGUGGUACUUCAGUAAUUGGGUGCAAUUACAGUAGUGUAUAUUGAACUGUUCUUCGACUAAAUUAUUUUAGUUAUGUAGUUGUUAAUUUUUGCAUUUCAAGGGUUUUGUAAUGUUUCUAAUAGUUAAAGUUAUUUUAAAAAUAAAAAUAAAGUAUGUCACCCAGUAAUAAUCCAGUAUUGGCCGAAAUGACUCAGCUAGUGAUGAGUGUAGAUUCCGAGUGUUGGAGUGUUGCUUUCUGCCUUUGUAGAAAAAUUGUUUCUUAGGAAAAAAACUCUAUCCCAAUUGAAGAGGCCUUGGUAUCACUUUACAUAAACUCAACUUAAUAAAAAUGUAAAUGUAAAUCAGGUUUCUAGGCCAAGUACUGUAUACUUGUGUAUACAAGGAUUUUGGUCUCUGCAUUUAUCCCAUCCGUGAAUUAGUGAACACACAGAGCACACAGUGAACACACAGUGAGGUGAAGCACACACUAAUCCUGACGCAGUGAGCUGCCUUGCUACAGUGGCGCUCGGGGAGCAGUGAGGGGUUAGGUGCCUUGCUCAAGGGCACUUUAGCCGUUCCCAUUUCACUUUAUUGAUUUCAAAGUCGAUGUGAACAUUAGAAGCAGUGAUGUUAUUACAGCCAAUGAUGCCAAAUUAUGUCUAUACAUGUCUCAAGCAGCUAAAUGACCUUUCCAUCAAUACAGUCGAAGCAGGCGUUGUCGAUGUGCUUUCAUUUUUAUCAUGAAUUUUGGAUAGGUCUGCAUGUCCAUGGUCCGAUGGUGCACAGAUCCCUGCAGUAUCACUGUGUUACCAGUUCAACUUACAGCUCAUCCAGAAGUCCAAAAGGGCGUAACUAUGCCAACUCUUUGAUGGCUUAGACCUCACCACAUCUUUUUUAUCAUUAAACAAUUUAACUAAACUACAUGGUAUUUUGUAUUAUAAACUACAUUUGAAUUUUAAAACAUUUUGUAAUUAUUUAGAUUUACUUUCAACUUUCACCAAUUCUGUUUCAAGUUCACUGAGAUAUACUGUGCAUGUUGUUGACAGUGUCAAAUCAUUGGAUCAGUUAUCAUGAUGCGUAUGACAUUUGCCAUGUCAUGUUUAGAACAUGGUCAGUCAGUAAGAUGGUCUUAAGUGUUACCAAGACCUUAAUAGCUGUCCAGAUACCUUUUUUAUGGACUCCCUCUGUGUUGAAUUACGAUAUUGAUAGCAAUAUAUUCAUCCCCCCACUGUUGCUAUGAACAAUACUAUCUCAAGCCCAAAAGUGAACAGAAUCUUUGGAACCUAUGCAUUGUCCACAUUGGUAUACGCUAGAAUUAACUUCAGGGCAGGAGAAAGAAACACUAUUUACUCAAUGCCACACCAUGAUUGAGAAUCAGAAUGAUGUGAGUUAUAUUUGUGAAUGCUGAUAAAUGGAUAGAUAUGACUGUUUAUUUGAUUCACUGUAGAUCAGAGUUUUUCCAUGUUGCUCUUGACCCCCCCCCCCCUUUCCAAAGCAUGGUUUCCAGCUCUCCUGCCCUGGAUAUCUGACUGAACUCAUCAGCUCCACUGGAGAUUAAAUGGACAUCCACAGCAUCCUGCCAAUCCAGGUCAUUUUAACCACACUGUUUGAUAUCAGGUGUCUACUGUAGAGAUAGAAGAUUUCCAGUGCAGGAGGACUCAGUGGCUGGUUUGAGAUUUUCUGCUUUUAGGACAGAAAGGAGAGGCCCUCUUGAAUGUGUGCAUUCUCGAUGAUGCUUGUACAUAUGUAUUAUGACUUUAAUUUUGGAAUGAUUUUUUUAGGUCUUUGUACAGUGCCUCAAAUGCCAAUAAAUUAUAUUGAAA
Molecule: messenger RNA, 9677 nt
Organism: Alosa sapidissima (American shad)
Lineage: Eukaryota; Metazoa; Chordata; Actinopteri; Clupeiformes; Clupeidae
Product: sodium channel protein type 4 subunit alpha B-like
Exons: 26
Coding region: 201-5768 (1855 amino acids)
Biological process (GO): neuronal action potential; membrane depolarization during action potential; sodium ion transmembrane transport
Cellular component (GO): voltage-gated sodium channel complex; plasma membrane; axon
Molecular function (GO): calcium ion binding; voltage-gated sodium channel activity
Source: RefSeq, a predicted model, not a curated record